Molecule: messenger RNA, 2264 nt
Organism: Seminavis robusta
Lineage: Eukaryota; Bacillariophyta; Bacillariophyceae; Naviculales; Naviculaceae
Source: the annotation of a GenBank genome assembly
GAAUAUUUGAAUGACAGAGCCACAGGAUGGGGCACUGGGUGCUUGGUUUGUGGAUAGCCUCCAAGUUUGCAACUGCCUGCCUCUCAAAGCUUGAAGGAUAGCUUCUUUUUAUCUGAAUAGAAGGCCGACCCACUGCAUAGUUCUCACAAUCCUACUUGGGCGGAUACCUCUCCAAAAUUUUGAACACACACACACACAUAGAUGGAACUACGAGAUAUGCAGCGCCCCACCAUUGCCACUAGAGAUCCUUGGGACAAACCCGUUAGCAUACCAGAUCCUCACGUUGCGGUAUCUCGUAUGAGUGAUACGUCUCGCAGGGGAAGAGAUAUAGAUGCCAUGGGGUACAGCAGUCGAUCCAAUGAUGGCGGCGGCAACAAGGGUGUGCCGCCAUCUGGCUGUGAUUCUUCCGCCUGCACGGAUACCAGUCGCAAUCUCUUUCGUAACUUUCAUCGGAGUGAAGAGGCUUUCUACAGCAAUGUCAGAGCCGCCACUGUGAGCCCCGGCUCCACACCCACACAAACGGCUGUCCGUCGUCGCUCCUACAGAGGGACCACCGUCCCACGCCUUCCUCCUCGUGUCACCAGUCUGGAUAGUGCCAUCACAGAAGACAGUUUUGACGAAAACGUUAGAUUCGACAAGAGCAUGACUGGGAGCAGCCGAAAUAUUAGUAGUAGUUUUGGCAAUGAUAGCAGCAUGGACUACAGCCGCAACGUGCAACCAACCACCCGAAUAACACCCACACAGACAGCCAUGCGCCGUCGCUCCUACAGCCGGCCCAUGGCUCCUCGCCUUCCACCUCGUGUUACCAGUCUCGACAGUGCCAAGAGUGAUGGCAGCAACGAUAGCGGCAACAAACAUCAACAACAACAACUAGACAGAAGCAUGGCGGGUAGCAGCCGAAAUAUUUGGGGCAAUGACAUGAGCAUGGAGGGCAGUAGUGGUCUAAUGGUGAUGGAUCAGAGCAGCAACCGAAACAUUUCCGCCAAGGCAUUCAGUACGGCCAGACGCAUGGCAGAAGCACACCGGCGGCAGCGCAACAAACGAUGGGAGCGAAAGCUCUGUGACGCAUCCGAGCGGUCCGUGGGACCGGAAGUGACAUCUCCUCACACAUCGAAACGAAAUUUAAUGGCAGAUGAGUCUAUCGAGAAACAUCUACAGGAUCAACAACGUCGCAGCGAUGAUUCCAUCCCCCCUCAUGUGGAUGUCAUGGGAUGCAGUAGCAGCAACAACAACAAUCACAAUUCCAUGUCCACGUUUGGAGGAUUGACUUGUGCGGAUUUGGAUGAUGACGAAAUCACCUUCUACAGUCGAUCCCCAGGAAGCCUGCCAGCACGCAACAACACGUGGGCGCACGAAAAGUCAGAAGAAGAAAUGCCAAGGUUGCAACCCAUGUCGGAGGCAGAGCAACGAGCUUCGAGAAUGCGAAGGUCUUCCUUCACAUCCAACAGAGACGGCCAGGUACUAAUGCCACCCCAAGAGCCGGAGCAACAAGCCUCCAGAAGGCGCUCCUCCACCAGUCUCUCUGCAGGUAGCAAGGAGGGCCCGGUGCCUACGUUUCUGGACAAGAGCUAUCUCAGGAACCUUGCUGCCAGGCAUCGAAACAGCAUGUAUUCCAGGAGUGCCAGUGGUGUCGGCAGUGAAGGAGGAGGAGAUCGCUAUGGCGGCUCUCGAUCCAGUACACCUGGCGCUGUCUCUCCUCCUGAGAGCCCACCGCAGCCACACCACCUGCGUCCUCGUCGACCAUCCACGUCGUUCCGGAGUCAACCGCGCCCAACCCAAACACGACGUCCCAGUCUACCCAUGCAGCAGCAGCAUUCGCCGCCGCCCCGAGACUACCACCACAACGACGGAUACCCAGCUCAACAUCAACAGCGACAGCCAGAGCAACCACAGCCUGGUAUGAUCGAGAUCUGCCCUGGAUUGAGUGUUCCACUCCGGGGAUCCGACGAAACACGCAACGCUGUAGCCAACAAGUUUUAUGCCACCAACAUUUUGUGCUUUGGAUGUGCCACGGAAAUCUGCACCAUUGCGGAUGUCCAGUACACGAUCUGCCCUCACUGUAAGAUCAUUAGUCCCGUCGAGGACGACACGUUCGAUGGCGAAAAGUUGGAAUAUCGAUGGGGUCUGGGCUUGGGCUUUACGAGGGAUGAUCUCCGAGACAUGCAAGCGGAGAUUGCGGCUGCAGCUUUUGCGUAUUGAUUGAUUAGCAUAAUUUAUAAAAGAGUACCGUUCUCUACCUUAUUAGAACACGAACGACUUUGACU